CCGCAGCUGCCGGCGACCUGGCUGCGGAUCUCCGCGUCCUCGGCGCGGAGCCGCUGCGGAUAUUUUAAACACAAAAUUGAACAGCUCAAAGUAGAACUCUUCUGUGACCUCCUCACCUCAAGGGCCUGCAUUCAACAGAACCGAUCCCAGUUCCCAGCCAGUCACAUAUACCACUUGAAGGAAAAUGAACAUACUGAACAGCCACCAUUUUUUGUACUUUCUGCCUACAACACGCCUUGUCAUCUUACUAGCAGCUUUGACAACUGCAGAGGAUGUGACUAACAGCACUUUCAACCGCACUGAUGUGAGCGUGGGAUCUGUGCCUAUGGUAAUCUCCCGCAUCGACCAUAUUAUCGUCAAGGAGGGGAGUAGUGCCUUGAUUGACUGCAAUGUCCAAGGUAGUCCUAGUCCACAUUACAGAUGGUACAACUCCAACGGCCGCCUGCUCCAAGAGGAAGAAAACAAAGCAGGAAAAUGGUGGUUUCUUGACAAUGGGCUAUUAAACAUUACCAGCGUGUCUUUUGAAGACAGAGGCAAAUACACAUGCGUCGCAUCUAAUAUGUAUGGCAGUGCUAACAAUACUGUGACGCUGAGGGUUGUUUUCACCUCUGGAGAUAUGGGAAUCUAUUACAUGAUUGUCUGCCUUGUAGCUUUUACCAUUGUUAUGAUACUGAACAUUACUCGUUUGUGUAUGAUGAGCAGUCAUCUGAAGAAAACUGAGAAAGCAAUCAAUGAGUUCUUCAGAACAGAAGGGGCAGAGAAACUCCAGAAAGCCUUUGAGAUUGCAAAACGUAUCCCAAUUAUCACUUCAGCCAAGACACUCGAGCUUGCCAAAGUAACCCAGUUCAAGACGAUGGAAUUUGCUCGCUAUAUUGAGGAGCUUGCUCGGAGCGUACCUUUGCCACCUCUCAUCAUGAACUGCAGGACUAUAAUGGAAGAAAUUAUGGAGGUUGUUGGUCUGGAGGAACAAGGACAGAAUUUUGUGCGGCAGACAGCAGAAGGCCAGGAAACCACUGAGACAGAUGAGCUGUACAUGAUCCCAAAUGCUUUGAAGCGCAGUGACUCUCCCACAGCUGACUCUGAUGUGUCGUCACUACACGAGCCACCUCAACAGAUUGCAAUAAAAGUGUCAGUUCACCCAUUGUCCAAAAAGGAUUGCAUGGAUGGUCAAUCACAAGAAAGCAUGCAGAUGGACACCAAGGAAGAAGACACUCCUCAAACACCAGCACUUCCUGCAGAGCCCCCUCCUGAGCCUUCUGCUGAACUCAGUUCUGAUGACACAGCAUUGGCAAAUGACAAAAAUACGUGUGUUAUCUAUGAAAGCCAUGUAUGAUAGUUACUCCUGAAUCUAUGCAUAGCAGGAAAAUCAGGUGGAGCUCUUUUAAAAAUACAUAUUGUACUUGCCGCUAAGCCUUACCUGGAGACUAUCAUAACAAAAGCAUGUGUGUGGGUUAUUUGGCACUAUCUUCUCAGUUUGACAUCAGUUUACCAUGAUGUAUGGCAGAGUAAUUGCUAUUACAUUAAUAUUAAUUGCUCUUUUUGAUUAGGAGUAUUUCCAAGAAACAUUUACCUCAGCAUUUUCUAGGUUGGAGUCACCUGUAGUGGCCUCCUGGAAGUCAUUGGUAGUCUUUGAUGUAGGACACUUGAACUUGCUAAACAUAAAACCGGUCUUAAUUUUCCUCCUUCACUCUCAUUAUUUCAAUUUAUUGCAUUUUUGCAAAUAUUGUCUUGUGAAUUUGAAAUAUUGCCCAAGAGGCAGCACUUUAGUAGCCAAAUAAAAUCCUAAUAGAUCCCAUUUACAAAGCCUGUUUGCUCAGCUGCAUUGUGAUUUAGAGGGCUAUUAAAGAAAGUUAAAAUGUUUUCAUUUCAUUUGAGACCACAGUGCUUAGGCACAUGGGAAACAGUUUUCCCUUUCCAUGGAAUGAUGAUGCCAACAAUUGUUUCUUUCACACUGAGAAACAACUUUGAGGUGUAUUUUACAGUUGGGAAAGCCUAGAAACAUCUUAUAGAAAGCUACAAUCCAAUAGGGUUUUGGGGGGUUUUGCAUGUAUUUGACCAUUUUUUACUUUGCCAGAAUUCUAUCUGGCAACAGCUGCAAGUAUGCAGCUUAUUUUGUAGUCAUUUGGUAGGAGUAAGUGUGCACUACCUUACCAGAAGAUAUGCAGAUUCCUUAAUAGUCGUACAAACACCAGUAAUCAGAUGAUGGCAAGGCUGAAAUGGCAGAAGUUGAAAUUCUCAAUUUUGUGCAGAUUCAUAUUCUGAAAAUCAAUCCUAAAGCAUAAGUCUGAGAGUGUUUUAUCCAAACAAGCAAAGAAAUUAUAAUCAAAUGUUCUGUGAAAUGACAAUGACGAUCACACAAACUCUUUACUUUGUUAUAAUUGCUUUGGUGUUUUAAGAACCUCCUCCCUUUGUAGGAUAUUCACUGCUUGAGUACAUGUGACUGUAGCCCGCUAAAGCUUUAAUGAUCACAGUGAUUGUGGUGUUAAAAAGGAUCAACAUUUAUGCCAGGAAACCCCAGGAGUGGAAGAGAAGUGAUAAUUUAUGUUGCAGACAGACAAUAAAAAGGACCUUCUUCAGGGUGGAAAGAAAACAUGCACAAGGAGGAGCUUGUGUAGGGCUGAUAGCCUAUUACUUAAUUACCUGGCACACAUUUAAUGUACAACUAAUGAACAAUUACUUAAUAGUUUAAGAAGGACUGUAGAGUAAAUAUAGAUACUCAAAUCUGGAGUCAAAUAUAUUACAGAAAAAGAAGUCACUUAGUUCUAUUGGGAGGUGAUGUGUGGAUGGCUUUCUGGACAUUUUACUGAAGCAGACACUUCUACAUAAAGUGUCCGUUGGAGGCAAUCAAGCUGUGUUAACUGCAUGGCUAACUGAGACCAAAGUCAAUGUUGCAGCUAUCUAAAAGAACCCUUGAUACUGAACUGAGGUUUUAUGUCAACUUUCUCAUGUUAAAGUGCAGAGCUUCCCUAGCAAUACAGGAACACUCGGUGAGUUUCAGAAGUGAUGCAGGGAAGGCUGCAUAUUUACCUUUCUAUGGUUAUUUAAAAAAAUACAUUUUUAAUAAUGGACAUCAGAUUUUGCAACCAACUUGUGAAUAUGAUAACAUUUAGUUGCCCGAUGUUUAUUUGUGCUCACUGCAGUAGCAGGCAUCUAUACAAAACGCAUUUGCACAUUCCCAAAUAGUGGGCAAAGUCCCUUUAAGAAUGUGGCUGGAAAUAUUUCAGUUCCAGCACGGCAAUAUAAAUCUAGGGAACAGGGUCAACUAAGGGAAUACUACAAAGAACCUCAUUUCUGACCAGUGUGAUUGAAAAUACUACUGAUGCAAACUGUUCACUUCUUGUCUGAGUCCAAAGUGCAUUUCUUUUUAAUGUUCACAGCAGUUUUUCAAGAUACUUAAUUUGAUUCUGGUAUGAAAAAGGAUGAGGGUAGAAGCAAAAGCAGGAACUUGCACUAAAUUCAUUUAACUCACCUUAACCAGCUGAAAAGAGACAUCUUGAUUUGUUUGCCUGUCCAGCAUCUACAAAAAAUGCUCCUGCAUUCCGAAGGUACCUGCUUAAUGCCCUGCUAAGAUUGCACAAAUGAGCAAGGUUGUUCUCCUUGGAAGCAUAAAGCCAACUUUUAAAUUACACUUUAAAAUAAAAUGUUUCAGAUUUAUUUGUUAAACUACAAUAUUUUAGUUGGUUUUUUUUUUUAAUUAUGACUUUUUACAGUAGACACCAGACCCCUUCAUGUAUUCAUACGGUGAUCAGUACCAGGUGGUUCUGAUCCCCUCUGCUACCCCAGGCUGUCCUCCAGCCUGUUUGAUAUUUAUUAUUUAUUUAUUUAUUGAGAAACAAUUGAGAGCAAAGAAUCCCCAUGGGUUUUUUCAGUAUCUCUGUGUAAACCUGCUAGAAGAUACAGAUUAGCUGUUUUCCAAAGGCUGCCCACAUAGAGGAUGUAUUUGAUGUGCACGCAGAUGUACAUUGCAACCUGCCUAUGAGCAGCAGCUGUUUGGAUCAGAUGCAUGUAUAGUUGUAGUAUUGAAUUCCAGCUGCAAUAAGGUCCAAAGGACCUUGCCUUUGCUGGAGCUGGACUCAGAGCUUAGGGGUCACACGUAGGACUGCUCCAGCCAGUCUGCUAUAGAUUCUUUGGACAUUUAGAACAAAAGCAGAACAGCACUGUAUCUGAAGAAAAUACAGAUAGUGGUGGUUCUGGAAUCUUCUUCUGUUUUCAUAUAUGCUGCUCAGUAUCUUUAUGCAUCUAUUGUAUAACACCUGUAAGCCUAAAGCUAUUUACAUGUUUUCAGGCGCAUCUGUUGUGGGAGAUUGAUAGGAAGCAAGAGCCAAACCCAUCUGUCCCGUUCCAGACUUUCUGAUAUGCUAUUAUAAAGUAAGCAAUUCUGUCUCGCAGUAUUUCUUAGGAAAUGGAUAUUUUAUUUUAACAAAUAUAAAAUUAAGGGUGGCUCUGAGAAAAGAUUAAUAUUUCCAUUGUUAGGUAUUUUCAUGCAUCUUAAGCACUUCAGGGAUGUGAGAGUGAUCUGUCCCCAUCAUUUGACUAUGCACACCUAUUGUUACAUCGUUCCAAAUAGUAAUGGUUCUUAAAACACUCAGAGUCUGGAAAAUCCAGUCCAACUGAAAGCAUUCCAAAAGCAUAAGGAACACCAAAUCAGGCAUAGAAAGGAAAAGAGAUUUGCAAGAUAUAUUUACACCAUUUUAAAAUAUUUUGGCCAAGACUUCAUGAAACAUGAAUAGAUUUCUGCAGCACAAGAAAUCAGUGUUGGAUUUGAAUUUUACACUUACUAUUUUUUUUUCCCCACUAAAUUAAGCCUAUAUUAAUCAGAGUACUUGCUAUCUACUUACUCAACAUUCUGAGCAGCAUUUGUUUACUGCUGAUCCUUUCUUUUAUUCUCUGAUUUGAGUAUGCCUGUGAUGAAACCUACCCUUCAGUCAUUUUUGAGACUGUCAUUUAAAAAACAUAUAAGAACCCACAGAUCAGCAUUUCAAUGACGAUUUACGAGUAUUAGGCAAGGCACAGCGGUUCGCUGCUGUGCUUAGAAGUUCCUUUCUAAUUGGAAGAGUUGCAGAAUGGCACAUGUGGGCAGACGGUGAUUUUUUAAUAUCAGUGCCUGUUUUAUCCUACUGUACAUAACUGUGUCCGUUCCUUGAUUUGCAGUUACCCUUUGACAAAAGUACUGUAACACAUAACCAGGGCUUUCUGACAUUUGGGCUGAUUCAGAUCGACUAAUUGUGGAAAGUGUUAACACCGCUGAAUUUUAAGAGUUCUCAUGGAUAUCUUGGCAGCAUGCUAUUUUAAGAGUUGGCCUCUUAAGUAUGUUGUGCUUAGUGGGACAACCGAAAGCUUCUUAGAUGCAAAGAAAAUGCUUGCACUGAAGUAUCUUAAGUUAUAGUUUGUUUAUUAUUAAAUACUUUUUUGAUUUUUCAAGAAACUGUACGACAAAUAUGAAUGUGUUCUUCUGAGAAGCAGUUACUGUAUUUUGAUUUGAAUAACUGUUAUGAUUUUAUAGUUCACAGCCGUAAACCACAAAGAGACCAGUUUGUGCUGAAGUGGCAAAAUGAAAUGUGAUCCAGCUUGUAAAUUGAUCAUUGUUUCAAUAAAGAACUUGCACAGAGUAUGCUGAGUUUGUACACACUCAACAAGAUAAUAGUUUCCUAGUAAGAGUGUGGUGGGUGCCAUGGCUCCAGCUUAAAUGGAAGGAAACUACAUCUUUCAUUGUGCAUCCGCUGAUAUUCCAGAAACUCAGAGCAGGAGAAACAGUUAUUUACCUAGAAAGGAAGUUUUAAUACACCUCUGAAUGCAAGCUGCUCUUGUUUUUCAGAAUAUAGACCCAAUUGUUCAUUGAUUUUGAUAUCAGUAGCAUAGAUUGCUGAUGUAUGUAGAAUCUUCUCUUUGGAGGUGUGCCAGCACUUCAGCAUGUAAUCCAAAGUACUUUUUUGUCUGCUGUUUCCUCUCUGAGCUCUGUCAUGGAGUUUUGCAAAAAGUCUUGCUGCUGUUUCAGAGCUGGGGGUCAAAGAAGUAAAAGUCUAUUCUUCCAGAAGGACCCUAGUACCAGGACAAAACACAAGUAUGUAUUGCCAUACUCACCCCCCACUCCUACACCAGUUGGACUGCCUAUCAGGAGGACUUACUUGAAGCAGACACUGUAAUACCUUGUCCUCAAUCUGCUGGUGCUACACAACUUGCAGCCAGUAGCAGUCACUGACAGAGAUAGAGUAGGGAGGGUCUUACCCUUUCAAUAGAAAAUAUUUGCUCUUGCCAGCUG
Dryobates pubescens (Downy woodpecker) is the source of this 6259-nucleotide messenger RNA. RefSeq names its product microfibril associated protein 3 like (gene MFAP3L). NCBI's taxonomy places the organism in Eukaryota, Metazoa, Chordata, Aves, Piciformes, Picidae. The transcript is spliced from 3 exons. Bases 185 to 1333 code for a protein of 382 amino acids. The record is from RefSeq and is a predicted model, not a curated record.